Messenger RNA from Acyrthosiphon pisum (pea aphid), 1927 nucleotides. RefSeq names its product sex peptide receptor-like. Gene Ontology annotation, molecular function: G protein-coupled peptide receptor activity. Gene Ontology annotation, cellular component: plasma membrane. The coding region runs from base 157 to 1377 and encodes 406 amino acids. Gene Ontology annotation, biological process: G protein-coupled receptor signaling pathway. The transcript is spliced from 3 exons. The record is from RefSeq and is a predicted model, not a curated record. NCBI's taxonomy places the organism in Eukaryota, Metazoa, Arthropoda, Insecta, Hemiptera, Aphididae.
AUGUAUACCUAACGCAUACCGUUGACCAUAAUGUUAUUUUGGCCAUAUUUGCGUGAAAUGUAUAUCAUAUUAUAAUAACAUGACGUUCCGAACGACAUCGAUAACCAUGAUGGUUAAUGAUUUUGCGGUUUUUGCAGCGCAUGCAGCCGGACCACCAUGAUGUGCACUGACAUGUCGUCUAACAGGGCGAGGUAUAACUACACGUGGUUGGCGCAUCUGCGCAGCCUGAACCUGACGCAGGAAGAUCUGCAGUACCUGAUCAAUAUCACGUCGUUCGAUGAUCUGGAUGAUGACGGCGGUGACGAGCACCAUCACCACCCGAUGGAUAACGGUUGCUACAACUGCGGCGGCGCCGUGAAGAGCUACUCACUACUGUUCCGGGCGGCGCACGGCUACGUCAGCCUGUUCUUGUGCGUGUUCGGCGCGCUGGCCAACGCGCUCAACAUCGCAGUGCUGACGCGCAAGGACCUGGCUGGUUCACCCAUCAACCGGAUACUGUGCGGCCUGGCCCUGGCCGACCUGGCCCUCAUGGUUGAAUACACGCCGUUCGCGUGCUACAUGUACCUGACCACCGCCAAGAAGGAGGAGUUCUCGCACGUGGGCGCCGUGUACGUUCUGCUCCACACUUACGUGUCACAGGUGUUGCACACCACGUCCAUCGCGCUCACGCUCGUCCUGGCCAUGUGGAGAUACGUCGUCGUCAAAUUGCCCAACUCUAUGCACGCCAUAUGCUCCGACCGGCGAUGUAGUAUAGCCAUCAAAUUAUCGUAUCUACUGCCGUUCAUUAUUUGCAGCCCGACAUUUCUGGUGUUUGAAAUACUGGAAACGAAAGUCGUUGAAAACGGCACUGUGGCCACGUUGUACCACUUGGGUUUGAGCACCAUAGCAAGGGUGAACCAUGAAUUAUUGUACAUGAUACAUCUGUGGACAUAUGCUGUAAUCAUCAAACUACUGCCUUGCCUAAUACUAACCGUCGUUACUAUAUCUCUGAUAAACGCGUUGAGUGAAGCAUCUGAAAGGAAAGCAAAGCGACUUCCGACCCAGCAACAAAUGGCUCGUAUAAGGAAUAUGAAACUUAAGAAAAGGAUGGACCGAACUAGCCGUAUAAUGAUUGCGGUGUUGUUAUUAUUUCUUGCCACGGAAUUCCCGCAAGGAAUACUGGGUCUACUAAGUGGCAUACUGGGAAGGGGUUUUUUUCAAACUUGUUACAGUCUAUUUGGCGAGCUUAUGGACAUGUUAGCUCUCUUGAAUGCGUCGUUAAACUUUGUAUUUUAUUGUUGCAUGAGCAAACAGUUUCGUGUAGCAUUCGGUCAAUUAUUCAAAACCCAGCCUAGCAUUAUGUUUAAGCCCAACAAUAUUUUGGAGACAUUCGUAUAGGAUUUGGAGGAGGGUUAGGACAGCCAGAUUGAAACCUUGAAAAUUAACCAAAUAUUGUUAUGUAAUAUUAAAUAUGCCCGCUUUUUAAUCCUGAUGGAAAUUACGGGUAAGUUAAUUUAUUUCAUAGUUUUUAAAUAUGUUCAAAUAUAAACGUUUAACAAAAUUAUAAUCACCAUUCAAGUCAAUAGCUUUUUUAAUAUAAACUUAAGUUGCUCAAAUAUGACAAAAUGUCAUAUUUUUAUUAUAAUAACUAAUUUAAUUAAUUUUCUUAAUUUAACACUAACUAUAAUUGUCAUAAUAUAUUCGGGUGUGUUUUUAUAUAUAACAAUAUUGCUGACUCAUAUAAAUUAGACUGCAUUGACGGGGUUAUAAUUUUUAAUUAUUAAAAACAUUUUUUAUCCAAAAGAUAUUUUAAAUACACACAAAUAAUAAUAUACUUCUGUGCAUAAAAUUAAAUUGGUGAUGUAGUAAAUUCUUGAUUAAAAAUCAUAUUUUCAUAUAAUGACUAUUUAACCGAAUCAAAACAUCACCCACCCAUUUAUUUUUUACU